AUGAGAGGAAAACGCUCAAAGCAAUACCGCAAGCUCAUGGAGCAAUUCUCCAUGACGUUUGGCUUUCGCGAGCCAUAUCAGAUUCUAGUGGACGCAGAAAUGAUUAAAGAUGCGAACCGAUGCACUAUGGAUCUAGAGGCCAGGUUACAGAGCACAGUUCACGGCAAAGCGAAGCCAUUGAUUACCCAAUGCGAGAUCCGAAAACUCUACGCCGAGAAAGACCAGCCUGGCGUCAAUGCGGCAAUCGAACUGGCAAAGACAUUCGAACGAAGACGCUGCGGCCACCACCCCAACGAGUAUCCCAAACCUCUCGAGACCAUGGAGUGCAUGCGGUCUGUUGUGGAUCCCAAGUCAACAGGCGAGAAUAAGCACCGCUACGUUGUAGCAAGCCAGAGUCUGGACGUACGGAGAAUGCUACGAGGAAUUAGAGGAGUGCCGUUAAUAUACAUCAAGCGGAGCGUCAUGAUUCUGGAACCCAUGGCGGAUGAGAGCGUGCAGAUUCGAGAGCGAGAAGAGAAGCGCAAGUUUAGAGCAGAACUCAAGAAUACCCUGGGCAAGAGGAAGCGUGAGGAAAAGGAAGAACGAAAUGGUGGUGAGGGCGAGGGUGAUGGUGACGAUGAUGGAAGCGAAAGUGACGACGACGACGUGAAGCAAAGCAAAGCGGCACAAGAAUCUACGUCAGAGAAGAAGCUCAAAAAGAACAGAGGCCCCAAAGGGGUAAAUCCUCUAUCCAUGAAAAAGAAGAAGCCUCAGCAGGGACCAAAGAAGGAGGCUGGCGAGAAACCAGAGGCUGUGUCAGAUGCACCAGCUAAGCGGAAGCGAAGAAAGAAGACUAAGGCGGAGAAUGGGACAACGUCCAGCGGUCCAGAACCAAGCACAGUGGCUCCAAGCAAUGCUGGAGAGGAGAGUUGA
Molecule: messenger RNA, 912 nt
Organism: Trichoderma aggressivum f. europaeum
Lineage: Eukaryota; Fungi; Ascomycota; Sordariomycetes; Hypocreales; Hypocreaceae
Exons: 3
Coding region: 1-912 (303 amino acids)
Cellular component (GO): small-subunit processome; nucleolus
Molecular function (GO): small ribosomal subunit rRNA binding
Source: RefSeq, a predicted model, not a curated record